AUGAACCUAGUAACAAAUCCACUAGAAGUUAAAAAGCUUCUUUUCGAAUUAACUGAAAAAACAAAACAUGAUAAAGAAAUAGCUUAUAAAUUAUUAAAUCGCAUUUCUGCAACUGAUUUCAUAGUAAAGCGGUUAAGAUUUGAAGAAGAAAUAAAUGCUCAUGUAUAUAAUAAAGAUUUAGAAAGUUUGAUUAAAGUUUUGAGUGAAAUCAAUACCGUAGUACAGACUAAAAACUGUCAAAAAUUUUUUCUUUUUCAACCAAUUAAUGAGCGUUUUAAUAAAUUAAUUAAUGAAUAUGAUGAUUGUAUUAGAUCAUUAAAUUUGUCUAUAUCUAUUGAUAAUAGAGAAUAUAUAAAAAAAAUAGAACAGGAUAUUCAUGAUGUAAAAGAAGAAAUCGGAAAAUCAAACCUUGUCGGUCAAGAAAAACAACUAAGUGAUCACUUAAAACAAAUUACUAGCCUUUCCAAUCAGUCAGAGCAGAUAGGGGAAAUUUUGACUAAAAAUGAACAAGAAAUAGCUGAUUUUGAAAUUUUAAUUGAACAUAAACAAAAUGAAAUGAUAAAGAAAGAGAAAGAAUCUGAAGGCUCCUCUAUUGGCGAAAAAGAAAAAAUGCAACUGGAAAAGCAAAUAACUGAUCUAAAAAAUCAGAUAGUUAAUUUACAAAACCUUUUAAAUGAGAAGGAAGAAGAGUUGUCCAAUUUAAGGCAAAAAAAUUAUGAAUUGGUAGAACAGUGUCUUCACUAUUUAAUACUUAUCAAGUCUUUUCGAGAAAAGCAAAAAGAGAUAAAUGAAAUAAGAGAGGAGUUAACUAAAAAAAUUCCAUCAAAGGAAGAGUUAGAUAAUUUGCUUUAUUUACAAGAGGAAUUUAAUCAAUUAGAAACUGAAUUAGAAAAACUUGUUAGUGAAAUAUCAUUAAUUAAAAAUAACCCUUUAAAAAAAAGAUAUUUUAAUUUUAAUCAAUUACAAGUAGACCAAAUAACCAUAGAUAAUUCAGACAAGGUAAUAACAGAACUUAAAGAUCAUGAUUUAUUUGAAGAAUACAAUGAUCUUAGUUAUUUAAAUGAAGAAUUGCAAAUGAUAAUUGAGAAUUCUAAUAAAAAUGCUAUUAGAAAUGCUUUACUUAUUGUUAGAGCAAAGAAUAGCAAGUUAAAUUUACCUAAUUCACAUCAUAUAAAUAUAUUAAAAGAAAAAGAUAUAAAUGAUAUAAAGGAAAAAACAAUGCUUUUCUUAGAAAGAAAACAAAUUUUUUUAAAUACUCACCAGGGAACAAUUUGGAAACUAGAAAAAUGUUAUGAAAAAUUUAAAAGCUCAAUUGAUACUAGAAAAUUUGCCAUCUUUACUGAAAUGAAGCAUAUAUUAACUGCAGGAUAUGUAGUCCCAGUUGUUGGUAGUAAAAUUAAAGCAAUAGGAGGAGCUAGUGCUGGUGUAGUUAAUAUUUUUAAAACUAAAAGGCAGAAGAAAUGUAGAAAAAAAUUUCAAAAAUAUUUAUCAAAUGAUGAAAAAAAACUAUUUUGGUUCAAAGAACGCUACCAAUCUUUGUUUGAUGUUUUAUAUAAAGAAAAACAAUCGCUAAGUUCAACUAUUAUUAAUAUUUUAAAACUAGAGAAAUACAAAAAGAAAAGUUCAUUCAAUGAUAAGUACAAUAUUUGUAGAAUCAUUUCUGGAAUCAGUUUUCAAGGUGAAAAUACACUUGAAUUACAAGAAAUGAAACAAACAAUUACUUUACUUGAAUCUAAUUUAGAAGAAUUAAGAGCAGAAUUAGAAGAAGAAAAAAAAAAUAUUUAUGAGCAAAUACAAAUUUUUUGA
Messenger RNA from Racocetra fulgida, 1806 nucleotides. The record is from the annotation of a GenBank genome assembly. Lineage: Eukaryota; Fungi; Glomeromycota; Glomeromycetes; Diversisporales; Gigasporaceae.